Pollicipes pollicipes is the source of this 340-nucleotide messenger RNA. RefSeq lists its product as uncharacterized. NCBI's taxonomy places the organism in Eukaryota, Metazoa, Arthropoda, Thecostraca, Pollicipedomorpha, Pollicipedidae. The record is from RefSeq and is a predicted model, not a curated record. The annotation marks the transcript as partial. The transcript has 3 exons.
GGCGCCGGCGGACAUGGAGCGUCGGCCGCUCGGCUGGCAUGUCGCCUGGACCGCCCUGCUCGCCGCGGUGCUGCUCGGCCCAUCCGGCUGCGACGCCGAGCCCAGCCAGGAGCAUUCUAUAGCGGAGCUCUGCAAGCACCACUUCUUGCAGACGCUGAACCACAUUAUCGAUGGUGCGACGCUCUAUUCGAGGAACGAGCGAAACCUGGACUGCAAGCUGACCUUCCAGACGGAGUCGAUCCUGCAGCGUUUUAUGGUGCGCUUCGACUACCUGCAGCUGGACUGCAACGACCAUCUGUACAUCCACGAUGGCGCUCAUGCCAUCGACGGCAAGUACAAG